GUCGUAUUCUCAAAUUCGCUUGGAAAAUUUGAUUUGGACGUUACAACGUUGCAGUUAUCUGUGCUGUAUUGUUGGAAUGAGCGAGGAAACGAAAAGCUAUCGUAUGAGUGUUUGCGCACUGCUACGCAGCUUCCUACUGCUGAACUUACUAGGACUUUAUAUUCGUUGGUUGCAUAUCCGAAAGUGCAUCAGCAAGUGUUGUGCACGGACUGCUCCUCUCUGAAUCCGCGUGAUUUCAACGAUUCAACGCUGUUUUGGGUGAAUCAGCGAUUUGCAGUGAUCAAGAACGGAAGGCAGCAGAAUCGUGGUCGGGUAAAUUUGAUCGGCCGUUUACAGCUUUCACAGGAAACGAAUGUGCAAGCAGAGCAUGACGAAAUCAUCGCAUUACGUGUUUUGCGUGUGCAAGAGGCUCUUGUUAAGAUUAUGAAAAUUCGGAAGCGCUGUCAGAGUGCGCAACUGCAAACUGAAUUGAUUGAAUUGCUCAAGCACAUGUUCCUUCCAUCGAAGAAAUUGAUAAAAGAGCAGAACGGAAGGCAGCAGAAUCGUGGUCGGGUAAAUUUGAUCGGCCGUUUACAGCUUUCACAGGAAACGAAUGUGCAAGCAGAGCAUGACGAAAUCAUCGCAUUACGUGUUUUGCGUGUGCAAGAGGCUCUUGUUAAGGUUUGUAAUUGUUUUCAUUCUUUAAGACGUUGUGAAUGUGCCGAGGCAGAUACUUCUUAG
Molecule: messenger RNA, 720 nt
Organism: Gongylonema pulchrum
Lineage: Eukaryota; Metazoa; Nematoda; Chromadorea; Rhabditida; Gongylonematidae
Source: the annotation of a GenBank genome assembly